Molecule: messenger RNA, 1969 nt
Organism: Ceratosolen solmsi marchali
Lineage: Eukaryota; Metazoa; Arthropoda; Insecta; Hymenoptera; Agaonidae
Exons: 3
Coding region: 175-1899 (574 amino acids)
Cellular component (GO): cytoplasm
Molecular function (GO): glycosyltransferase activity
Source: RefSeq, a predicted model, not a curated record
GCCACCACCACCGCCGCCUUUGCCGUCGUCACGAUGGUCUGUUCCAAAAGGCCGGCCGCCGCCCGUUGAAUGGACGCCAAUCGGAGAUCGGCCAAACAGUUUAGGAGCCGCACGCGCAGCUAGCGAGCGGCUAACUACGGGCCCUACCCGCAGGCCCCCUCCACGGGCCAGGCGAUGCUGCAGAGCUGCGCAGCCGGGGGCUCGAGAUGCGCCCGAAGGGCUCUCGUGGUCCUCCUCGGCUGGGGCCUCCUCAUGAUCGCGACCGUGCAAUUCCGACACUCGGGCCAGGGCAGCCUCGUCCUUAAUCCGACUGUGGAGGAGCUCGGACAAGUGCCGGCGCGGCCACGGCUCCAGAGUCUCGCUGCCUCGCGCUUCCUACUCCAGCGGCAGACGUCCUCCCAGCGAGAGCAGCCGGCAUCCCCGGCGACGACCCUCGUAGCCACGGCGUCCCUGCCGGAGGAGCUCGAGCCCCUGCUCGAUCGUCGACCAGCCCGCAGCGAGGACGAGCUCAUCCGCGAGAUCGAGGAGCGGCUCCCGAGUCUGCCACUGGCUUACUGGACGCGCAACGGCAAGCAGACCGCGGCCAAAUCCGGGGGCCCCGAGCUCCCAGGCUGCAUCCCCAAGUACCCGAGCAUCUUCGAGCUCGAGUUCAAUAACAUUUAUUGGCAGACGAUGCGCAGCAGCAACGGCACCUUCCAGCUCUUCGGCGCCUUUUACGACGAGCGCAAGCUCUCGAGGAUCGGGCCCGCGAUUCGCAUCGUCGGCAUGAUCGAUCGGAUCGAGCCGACCCUCAAGAGCUACUGCCAGAUGUGGUUCGAGGGUGAGCGCGAGCCCCGAGUUGUCGAGGUCCUCGAGUACAAGUAUAUCUGGUACUCCAAGUGGGGUAAUUAUAAGCAGGGCAUCUACCAGCCGUACGUGAUUGCGUGCAAGGUGCCGCAGAGCCAUUGGCGCAGGGGCCCACCCGCCUCCGUCUCCCUCGUCGAGAAGCGCUGCGACACGGCGAGCAACAAUCUCCGUGUCACCUACAACAAGCCCGCGACCAAGAAGCAGUUCGCCGUUUGCGUUAAGGGCCUCGACUUCCUCCACGAGGAUCUCUCCGUACGUCUCGUCGAGUGGAUCGAGCUCAUCGGCCUCCUCGGCGCCGACAAGAUAUUCUUCUACGAGCUCCAGGUACAUCCGAACGUCACCAAGGUCCUCGGUCACUAUCAGCGGCUCGGCCGCGUUCACGUAACACCCCUCACGCUACCCGGUGGACAGCCUAACGUACCGGCCUUCCAGCACAUGUACCUCACCAAGAAGACCAACCACAAGCGCCAGAACGAGCUCAUACCCUACAACGACUGCCUCUACAAGCACAUGUACGAGUACGAGUACAUCGCCCUCCUGGACGUCGACGAGGUCAUAAUGCCGGUCCAGGACGCCACCUGGCAGGAGCUUAUGCGACGCGUCGUCCCCAAGGCAAUGAGGCUGCGCAACGAGACCAGGGCAUCGUACAACGUUAGGAACGUCUACUUCCUCGACGAUCUCCUCCACACCCACGGCACUUUCAAGGACAUACCCAAGUACAUGCACAUGUUGCAGCACGUCUAUCGCUCGAAAAACUUCACGAAGCCAAACCAGUACAUCAAGUGCUUCCACAAUCCGGAGCGCGUGGUGACGCUGCACAACCACUUCCCGCUGGCGUGCCUCGGAGCCGGCUGCACGAGCUACCCCAUCGAUACUGAGGACGCCCAGCUGCAGCACUACAGAGCCGAUUGCGUCAAGUCGCUGAAGAAGACCUGCGUCGAGUACCGGGAGAAUAGUGUCCUCGACCCGACCAUAUGGCGCUACAAGGACAAGCUCGUCGCGAGGGUCACCGCGACCCUCAAAAUCCUCGGCUUCUUCGGAUCGAGCAGCUAGCCCAGGCAGGAGAGGUCCGUCCAGGAGGAGGACGACCCGGGCCUCUUCGCCUACUGAUCCUCGGCGGCAC